Messenger RNA from Lampris incognitus (smalleye Pacific opah), 3321 nucleotides. It is a transcript of the gene baiap2l1a, whose product is annotated as BAR/IMD domain containing adaptor protein 2 like 1a. Bases 128 to 1585 code for a protein of 485 amino acids. The record is from RefSeq and is a predicted model, not a curated record. Gene Ontology annotation, molecular function: protein binding. The transcript has 14 exons. Gene Ontology annotation, cellular component: nucleoplasm; cytosol. Lineage: Eukaryota; Metazoa; Chordata; Actinopteri; Lampriformes; Lampridae. Gene Ontology annotation, biological process: actin filament bundle assembly; positive regulation of actin filament polymerization; actin crosslink formation.
UCCGCGUUUGGUCUGAGCUGGAAUCCCCUCAGCCCUGACAAGAGACGGGACCUGACCCGAGCGGGAAUAAACUUCCAGCUUUGGAAAAUCCUCCCUGGAAUAACGAUAACUCUCACAGCGUGCCAGCAUGUCCCGGGACCCGGGCGAUGACGUCAACAAGCUGACCGAGAGCACGUACAAGAAUGUUCUGGAGCAGUUCAACCCGGCGCUGAGGAACCUGGUCAACCUCGGGAAGAACUACGAGAAAUCAGUCACAGCGAUGACCCAGGUGGGGAAGGCCUACUUUGAUGCCGUCUCAAAGAUCGGUGAGAAUGCUGCCAUUUCUCCGGUUUCCAGGGAACUCGGUGUGGUUCUGAUGGAGAUCUCAGAUGUCCAAAGGAAGAUCCAUCUGGAACUUGAGGAGAAAUUUAAGAGGUUCCACAGAGAGAUUGUUACGGAGCUGGAGAAGAAGACAGAGAUGGACAUCAAAUACAUGAAUGCCACCUUCAAGCGCUAUCAGUCGGAGCACAAGUUGAAGCAGGAUUUUCUGGAGCGCUCCCAGACGGAUCUGAAGAAGCUGCGGAGGAAGAGUCAAGGAAAACACUCCUCCAAGUACGAGGUCAAAGAGAACGAGUACAUAGAGACCAUCUCGUCGCGUCAGAUGGACAUGCAGAAGUUCAUCGCUGAUGGCUGCAGGGAGGCGCUGCUGGAGGAGAAGAGACGCUUCUGCUUCCUGGUGGACAAACACUGCAUGUUCUCCUACCAGAUCUCCACGUUUCACGAGAAGGCCAGAGAGAUGCUGGUGCUGAAGCUGCCCAGCUGGCAGGACAAAUGCAGUGAUGCCACCAAGGUGCCGGACACGGUGAUGACGAUGAUAGAAGGGCUGCAGACGCCUGUGUCAGACACACCUGAACCCUCAGCCCUCGUGGAACUCUACAACAGGAACAACUUAGAGACUAUGGUGCCUCCUCCAGCCCCGCCGCUGAAGGCUCAGAUCAGCCCACUGGCCAACAUGUUCAACCCCGAACCCAGAUCUCCUCUCACCUCUUCCUCGGACCACAACUCAGACCAGGGAAGCAUCGGGGAGGGCGGUCUGUCAAGGUCAGUGUCCCAGUCGUCUGGUCUCAACAUGGGCAGGAGGCCCCGGGUUCAGACCAUCUUCCCCCACACAGCGGGCAACAACGACACACUGCUCAGCUUCGACGACGGAGACGUCAUCAACCUGCUCAUCCAGGAGGAGAAGGACGGCUGGCUGUAUGGGGAGCUGGAGAGGACACGACAGCGGGGCUGGUUUCCCUCGUCCUACUGCAGACCCUACACCGAGUCCGUCAUAUCAAACAGCAGCAACGUGGGGACGCCUCUGCGCAGUCCGAGUGUGGCCAGUCUGCCGGAACAGGAAGAGGAGGAGCCUGUUCUGCUCCCGCCCCCCGACUACAGCGACAACCUCCCUUCCAGCCCGGUGGUCUGCUCCACGCCGUCGCCACAGCACACGGUGUCUCUUCUCAAUGGGCUUGGGAAGGCUCCUUUCCUUGGAGGCGCGAAUCCAUUUGCUACAGUGAAACUGAGACCAACAGUGACCAAUGACAGAUCAGCGCCAAACAUCUAAAACUCCAUGAAGAAGGAACGUCCUCACUGUCAUCAUCAAACAGAGAAAUGCCCCCCAUCAAUCCAGACCCCCCCAUCAAUCCAGACCACCAUUGAUCCAGACCCUAUCAAUCCAGACCCCUAUCAGUCCAGACCCCCAUCGAUCCAGAACCCCACAUCAAUCCAGACCCCCCAUCAAUCCAGACCACCAUUGAUCCAGACCCUAUCAAUCCAGACCCCUAUCAGUCCAGACCCCCAUCGAUCCAGAACCCCACAUCAAUCCAGACCCCAUCAAUCCAGAUCCCCCAUCGAUCCAAACCACCACAUCAAUCCAGACCCCCAUUAAUCCAGAUCCCCCAUUAAUCCAGAUCCCCCAUACAGAGGACCCACUUCACCAUGCUGGACUGUGUGGAAGAGGGAAGCUGAUAGAUCAAUAGAUCAAUGUGUUUGGAAGAUCGACAUCAGAAACUGAACCAAAUUCCCAGAAAGCUUUGCAGGUCUGCUCUCCACACCGUGUGUUCAGUCUGUGUGUGGGCGUUAAUCUCUUUUAAGAGUGGAAAAGGUUUUUCACAACAUAUUUUAACCACACCAUGAGAGUUUUGUGAACUGGGACAGGCCAGACCACCUCCAGACUCACCUGCAAACUACUGUGUCUCUGUUAUUUCUGUUUUUAUUUGCCUAUUUUAAAGUGUGCUAUAUGGAGGUUGUGAGAAUGAAGGGAGUGGCGUGUAGAGAAAAGGGCUUAUUGUUGAGUGCUGUUAUGUGGCAUUAUUUCUAUUUGACAGUUUCAGAUAGGGAGGCUGUUUCUACACACAGAGCUGUGAGGAAACUCUCAUUAGAGAUUUAAGAUGUGUCUGCUCUGUGGAGGUGAACCUCCAAACUGGAUUUUCAGCCAAAUUGACAAAAUGCUCCGUGCAAGCCUCAGAAAAUGUCCCCAGUUGGUUUUGACUUCUCAUUGGCUUUUAGGAGGUACUUUAAAUGGUUAGACUCAGCUGAUGAAGAGGAAUAUCUUCCACUCUGUGUGUUUUACUGUUGAGAACACUGGAUGCCAAAUUCCCCUUUACUUUCAUUGUAAGCCCUGGUUCAUGUUUACUGUACAAUGGUACCCAAAAUCACCAGUGUAUGUACCUUACUGGAAGACACUGCUUGUAUUUUAUACGGUGAACAUUGUUUGAUGAGCAAAGUAUCAAAUCUGUCGUGAUGACACAAAAAAUUGCCUUAUAUUUACCGAUGAAAUCUUUACAGAAUGAAUUGCUGGUGGUGAAAAGUGAAUGACAGUUGGACAGAAUGUCAGAGUGUGUCGGCCUCAGCCUGCUGUGCGCUGCAGGAUCCGCAGGAUCCUGGACUAGAAUGUCAGUGUGUCGGCCUCAGCCUGCCGUGUGCUGCAGGAUCCGCAGGAUCCUUGACUAGAAUGUCAGAGUGUGUCGGCCUCAGCCUGCCGUGUGCUGCAGGAUCCGCAGGAUCCUGGACUAGAAUGUCAGAGUGUGUCGGCCUCAGCCUGCCGUGUGCUGCAGGGUCUGCAGGAUCCUGGACUAGAAUGUCAGAGUGUGUCGGCCUCAGCCUGCCGUGUGCUACAGGAUCCGCAGGAUCCUGGACUAGAAUGUCAGAGUGUGUCGGCCUCAGCCUGCCGUGUGCUGCAGGAUCUGCAGGAUCUGCAGGAUCUGUGGGAUCCGUUUAAACAGCAAACUUAUUCACACGCUUCUUUCAAUGUCUGCCUUACCAACUAAUGUCAACUACUGUAUCCUUUUUAAUUCUCAU